Cucurbita pepo subsp. pepo (vegetable marrow) is the source of this 1468-nucleotide messenger RNA. RefSeq names its product transcription factor MYB16. The record is from RefSeq and is a predicted model, not a curated record. Lineage: Eukaryota; Viridiplantae; Streptophyta; Magnoliopsida; Cucurbitales; Cucurbitaceae.
CACUCUUCUUCUUCUUCUUCUUCUUCUUCUUCUUCUUCUUCCUCCUCCUCUCCAAUGGGAAGGUCACCUUGCUGUGACAAAGUGGGGUUGAAGAAAGGGCCAUGGACUCCUGAAGAAGACCAAAAGCUGUUGGCUUAUAUCGAAGAACAUGGCCAUGGAAGUUGGCGUGCUUUGCCUUCUAAAGCUGGGCUCCAAAGAUGUGGCAAGAGCUGUAGACUGCGAUGGAUUAAUUAUCUUAGACCUGAUAUUAAGAGAGGCAAGUUCAGUUUGCAAGAAGAACAGACCAUUAUUCAACUCCAUGCUCUUUUGGGCAACAGGUGGUCGGCCAUAGCAACUCACUUGCCAAAGAGAACUGAUAAUGAGAUUAAAAAUUAUUGGAACACACAUCUUAAGAAAAGAUUGGCUAAAAUGGGGAUUGACCCAGUUACCCACAAGCCUAAAAAUGACGCUUUGCUCACCGGUGAUGGCCAGCCAAAAAGUGUGGCUAAUUUAAGCCACAUAGCACAGUGGGAAAGUGCUAGGCUUGAAGCUGAAGCAAGGCUUGUUAGAGAAUCCAGGCUACGUAAUAAUAACUCACAUUCUUCUCUCCAACAACUUCCAAACCCUCCUUGUUUUCCACCUUCUUCCUCUUCAACUUCAACUUCAGCUCAGCUUUUGCCCAAUUCCGACUCGCCCGCUGCCAUGGCUUCCCGUUCGCUCGAGGCAUUGAAAGCUUGGAACAACGGGUGGUCCAAAUCGGCCGAAGGAGCCAGUGGCAUUCUGACCCGUGGUAUUGGGGGUGACCUCGAGUCGCCUACCUCGACAUUGACUUUCUCAGAGAAUGUACUGCCAGUUAUGGCCACCGGGUGCGGCGAGGGCGAGAAUUCAGCGGCUAUGAUCGAGUUUGUGGGGAGUUCAAGCUCUUGUGAGAGAGAGUGGAAGGAAGAGGGAUUUGGAAACUCAAGCCAAUUACCAGAAUACAAGGAGGGUUUUGAGAAUUCAAUGUCGUUUACAUCUCAUGAUAUGACAUUAUCCAUUGAAGCAACAUGGACAGCUGAAUCUUUAAGAACAAAAGAAGCCAUUGCUGAAGAAGGCUUCACUAAUCUUCUUCUAAACAACAAAGUUGAAAGAAGCCAAUCUGAAGGAGGAGGUGGUGGUGGUGGUGAGGACUCUGAAAAUGGAAGUGGGAGUGCAGCAAGUGAUUACUAUGAAGAUAACAAGAAUUACUGGAAUAGCAUUCUUAAUUUGGUAAAUUCUUCUCCCUCUAAUUCUUCCAUUUUCUAAAACAGAUUGGAGUGUGUGUGUGUGCGUGUGUGUGUGUGUGUGUGUGUGUGAGGCUCAAGAAUUUAGCUGGGUUUGCAGAUUUUAGUUGCAUCCAUAAUUAUGAACUCGUAAAUGUGUAAUAAAAAUGGUUCUAUGUGAUUCAGAGUUUCACCAACUAUGUCGGUUCUGAGCUACUCCUAUUAAUAAACUCUACUCUCACAUUUAA